CCAUAUUCGGCGAUGUAACGUGUUGUAAAAGUUUGAAGGAGGUUUCUAGAAUCACCGACAGUCUCAGGUAAGUUGAAUGAAAAGGUGAACUCAAUUUUCUCAGUGUUGACACAGGAGCCGCAGUAGACUGUGUUUAUGAAAGGAAGAUAAAGGUGUAAAAUGAGGGACGCGGCCCUGCUUUUGUUGUCGUUCGUUUUUCUGUGCCCCCUCCUGGGUCUGUGUCAGGCAGCCAGACCGGGACAGGACAUGAGAUGUGGAGCCUGCAGGGCUCUGGUAGAUGAGAUGGACUGGGCCAUUUCCCAGAUAGACCCAAAGAAAAUGAUCCAGACUGGAUCAUUCAGGAUUAACCCGGAUGGCAGUCAGUCCAUCAGAGAGGUUCCUCUGGCUCGCUCUGAGGGAAACCUCCUUGAGCUGAUGGAGAGCAUCUGUGAGAGGAUGGAGGACUACGGCGAGCACACGGAUCCAUCAACAAACAGGAAGACCUACAUUAGGAUUAAGUCUCGGAGCGGUGAGCCCAUGGACCUGUCAGAGGCCAGUCUGGAUACCAGAGUCACCUCCAGUUUCAAAUUUGCCUGUGAAACAAUUGUCGAGCAUCACGAGGACGAACUCAUUGAGUUCUUUGCUCAUGAAACAGAUAAUGUAAAAGACAAACUCUGCAGCAAAAGGACAGACCUCUGUGACCAUGCCUUGAAAAUUCCUCGUGAUGAACUUUGAUGUGACCUUGCCACAACUGCCCCCACAUCUCAGCCGAAAUGCAGACGCUCUGUGCUGUAAUGGUAGCCUUUGUCCCUGGCGGUUAGGUAUGGCAUUUAAGAUUCCAGUCCAUUUUGUCAGUUUUCCCCCUGCUCUGUCACACGUUUCCUCUAAGUUAUUAUCCUUUCACGUCUAUCACAUCUUCACUCUUCAAGUAUUCCCAGAUAAAAUCCAAACUGUGAAUCUGCAAAAGUUGAAUGAUUUCAAAGGUGAUUUUUGUUUUUUGUACUGUGUACAUUCAAAAUUACUCUUUUCAUGUACAAAGAUCGGGUUGAAUUUCACGGUUCAGUUUAUACUAAUGCUGUCUGACUAGUGUCGUCUGUUUAAACAGAAUUCUGUGCUUUUUGAGUUUAACCAUAUUAAGGACUUUUAAUUUAGAAGAAUUACAUGUAAUUGUCUAAUUUUAUAUGAAUUUCUGCAAAUAUGUGAGUUGAUCUAUAAUUGAUAAUUGAACUGAUUAUUGUAUUUCCUAAAUACCAAAACGUCAACUUCAGAAAAUGAAGACUUUAAUGUGUUAGUGUACAUUAGAUUACACAUUCAACACAAAGACACUGUAGAAUGAAUCUGUACAGUGGCAGAGGCUUCAAAUUAGCUGCGGACAUAAGAGACUGACCAGUGAAAGGGCUGAAAUGUUACUGGAUUUGGAUUAAACUGUAACCAGCAACUGUAGAAAAAAACCAAACAUCUUCCCUAGUUUUCCUUUUAAUUCCAGACGUGUUUUUCUGACAGACAUGAAGGUGAACCUCAUGCUAUACUGUCUGAUCGGAGAGUUGUUAGAUGUCAUCAUUGUCAUCGUCUUUGAACACAUGGACAUGGAUUUGCUGUCGCAUGAAAAUUCUCUUACAUUUGUCCUUGUUUUUAUAAAUAAAGUUUUGUAUCUUUUCUGCA
This is a messenger RNA of Cynoglossus semilaevis (tongue sole), 1641 nucleotides long. RefSeq names its product canopy FGF signaling regulator 2 (gene cnpy2). The coding region runs from base 160 to 714 and encodes 184 amino acids. The transcript has 6 exons. Gene Ontology annotation, cellular component: endoplasmic reticulum. NCBI's taxonomy places the organism in Eukaryota, Metazoa, Chordata, Actinopteri, Pleuronectiformes, Cynoglossidae. The record is from RefSeq and is a predicted model, not a curated record.